AAGCAAGUGCUUGUGUUAUGGAUAACAUACAUUAUGAUAGAUAUAGACCACUCUGUUAGUCAUAUCUCAAAAAACAAGAGAAAAAAUGCCAUCAUUUACAAUAUCAAGAAUUCUGUUUGUUCUUCUCUUUACUAUGAUGAUAAUUCUGCAAAACUCAAAUGGGCAAAUGGAGGAAUGGUGCAUAGCUGAUGAACAGACACCACAUGAUGUACUUCAAAUGGCAUUAGAUUGGGCUUGUGGAAGAGGAGGUGCUGAUUGUAGUAAGAUACAAAGGAACAAAUCUUGCUACAAUCCUAAUACUCUGCUCGACCAUGCUUCUUAUGCUUUCAAUAGUUACUAUCAAAAAUUCAAGAAACAAGGUGCUACUUGUUACUUUCGUUCUGCUGCCAUGAUCUCUAAUCUUGAUCCCAGUCACAACUCAUGCAAGUUUGAGUAUAUUCCCUGAUCAGUUGAACAAAGGAAGCCAAUCACAAUGCUACUUUUACCUCUUGUAUUAGGUUAUGAUUUCAUCUCCAGAAAUUUCAGUGUUUUCUUCCAUCCAAUGAGUUAUUUUGUUGUUUGGUUUCUUGGGUAUUUUUCCAGAAAGUCUCAAGAUCUCUUGUUAAAGAUCUCAGUGCUUCGGUGUUCAGGUUUGAGACGCAGUAGUAGUUUCAUAGAUUCCUUCAUUUCAUACACAGAAUGAAAUAAAUCAUUUUUACGCA
Messenger RNA from Papaver somniferum (opium poppy), 701 nucleotides. RefSeq names its product glucan endo-1,3-beta-glucosidase 1-like. The coding region runs from base 86 to 445 and encodes 119 amino acids. Lineage: Eukaryota; Viridiplantae; Streptophyta; Magnoliopsida; Ranunculales; Papaveraceae. The transcript is spliced from 3 exons. The record is from RefSeq and is a predicted model, not a curated record.